Messenger RNA from Acinonyx jubatus (cheetah), 2788 nucleotides. RefSeq names its product WD repeat domain 27 (gene WDR27). The record is from RefSeq and is a predicted model, not a curated record. Gene Ontology annotation, molecular function: protein binding. NCBI's taxonomy places the organism in Eukaryota, Metazoa, Chordata, Mammalia, Carnivora, Felidae.
CCGAUUGAGGAUGGAAGAGCCACAGGGGUUUUUCUCCACUGGUGACGGCUGUGUCGGUGACACGGUCACAGAAAGGUGCCUGGUCGAAUCUAAGGAGCCCGUGUCCCAUGUUCAGUUUGCUUGUGGCCUGUGGUUCUGCGCUUUCCCUUUAGAUGGGAAUGAACUUUGCGUGUGGAGCACCAAGGACCCCUCUUACCAGCCUCUAAUCCUAAGAGGACACCAUCAGCCGAUCACUGCUGUGACAUUUGGAAAUACAGUGAAUCCACUUCUCAUCUGUUCCGCAUCACAGGAUUAUGUUAUGUUGUGGAGUCUGGAUGAGUGCAGACAGAAAGUGCUUCUAGGGCUGACUCCUCGAGGGCUCGUCCUGGGCACUCUUCUGGGGAAGGCACUGUAUUUGAGGCUGAGCCCGGACGACCGAGCAGCUGCGGUGUGUGCCGGGAAUAAAAUCUUUAUGCUGGAUACCGAGAGCCGGUCUACACUAGCUGUGCUGGAGGGUCACUGGGGCCCCGUGACUGCAGCUGAGUUCUGUCCAUGGCAAACACAUAUCAUCAUUUCAGUGUCUGAAGACAGAAGCUUUAAGGUCUGGGACCAUCACGCGGGAUCACCACUGUACAGCUCAGCAGUGCUAACAGCCUCCCCGCUCCUGAGUCUCCUCGUGGAUGAAAAGAGCCAGCAGUUGGUGGCAGGAUGUGCAGACGGGCAGCUUUGGGUCUUCAGUUUGGUUGAAAGACAUCAUUAUCGUUAUGUGACCCGAGUUGACCUAAAGAAGAAGAGAGAGACUUUCUCCAGGAGGGUCGAGUCCAGGUUGUGCAGCCUGCCAGUUCUGUUCCUAGAGGAGAAUCAGCGUCCCUGUGCACACGGCCUGGAGGAAGGAGAGGACAUGGAAGGAAGCCUGCCUGUCCUGGGCCUGGCUCCCUGUGACCUUUCGCCCCUGCUCAGUUCUGAGUGUGGAUGCCUGCCUUCUGAGAGUGCCCCGUGCCUGUGGGUUGGAAGCUCCUCUGGCUUACUCAUACUUAACUUGGCGAACUUCGAAUUGGAAGGCGUUUUACGUUACAAGGAUUUCAGGAGCCUCAGCAUUCAGGUUGCCGGAUCGUGCGCAAUGAUGAGCAAGGCCGGCGGGCAAAAGGCCAUCUGCUUACUGACGUCCAUGUUUGGCGGUCAGAUCGCCGUGUUGGAAAUCCGUCUCGCGGCUCUGGUGCGGUCUCGGCAAGGUCUCGGCGCCGGAAGGAGCCUGUCGGUGCUGCCUCGUGGCUGUGUCCUGUCCACGUCUCCGCUGCACUUCAGAAUUGCUGAGGAGCACAGGACCCCACCGGCGCCUCAGCGGCGGUCCGCGGUACGGAGCACCGUUCAGGACCAGCCUCUGGUUUUCCACGGCAAAGUGAGGUCAUCUGGGUAUGCGACCGCCCCGCACGUCACUAUGUUUUCACCCAAGACCAACACCAGGAAUAACGGUGACAGCCCUUCACGCCGCAGGAGCAGUCACAGGUGUAAGGAGUACCCUCUGGAGAGUUCUCCGCCAACCAGACUCCACAAGCGGCGUGUGCUUGCCCACGGGCCAGCCGCCGCGCUCUGUGUCCAGUUCUCGGGAGAUGGGCGGUGGCUGGCCUGUGGCUUAGCCAACCACUUGUCGCUGGUCUUCCGUGCUGAUCUUACUGGGACACCUGCUGUCUUCUCAGGUCACGACGGGGCAGUGAGCACCGUGUGCUGGAGUCAUGAUGGCCGGUGGCUGCUGUCCACUUCCCUGGAAGGGACGCCGAGGGUGUGGUCGCUGCGUAGGGCGGAGCUCGUGCUGUGUGUGGGCAGAGACCUGUUCCCGAAGCCCAUGCAGUCCGCCCAGUUUUACUACCUGGACGCUUUUAUAUUGUGUUCUUCUGGACCUGAACUUCAGCUCCUGAAGUGUCACAUUGACACGAGCAAGGAUGAGAUAAGAAGGUACGUAGCCUCCUCUUUUACAUUUUCUCUCUGUAGUGGGGGGCGCUGUGAGUUCCCUAACUGUCACGCAGACCUGGUGCUCACCGCGGGCCGGGACAAGACCGUGGAGGUGUUCGACCUCAAUGCGGGCUGCAGUGCAGCCGUGAUAGUGGAAGCCCAUUCACGGCCUGUGCACCAAAUCUGUCAGAAUAAGGGAUCAUCAUUCACGACCCAACAAUAUCAGGUUUAUAACCUUUUUGCCACCACAGCCAUUGGCGAUGGGAUAAAGCUGUGGGACUUGAGAACCCUGAGAUGUGAGCGCCGUUUUGAAGGACAUCCAAACCACGGAUACCCAUGUGGAAUUGCUUUUAGCCCUUGUGGACGCUACGUGGCUUCUGGUGCCGAGGACAGACACGCGUACGUGUAUGAAAUGCGCUCGAGCACGUUUUCUCACAGACUGGCCGGACACACGGACACCGUCGCUGGCGUGGCCUUCAGCCCGUCAGCCCCCCAGGGAGACAGACGUGGGAACCAGACCUUUGCUGGGGGAGAAAGGGAAGCGCGGGGCGUGUUCUUCCGCGUGGCGGCCUGUGUCAUCCCGUUCGCUUGCUGGGAGCCGAGCUGCGGGUAACGCGGGCGGGCCGAGUCCCAGGGCAGCUUGCCACCACCACCCUGGACGGCAAACUGCAGCUGUUUGUGGCCGAAUAACUCACCGUGGGCCGGUGCGCCGUGGGCGCGAGGGGGACGUGGCCAAGGCUGCCGGAUCCCGAGCCGCUGCCGCCCUGUGUCCCUCAUGCUGGCAAGGUCUCCUGCCCCACGGGACGGUCCCCCUUCGAGACGGAGUUGGCCUCCAGCACUCGUGCGCAGAACGUGGUGA